Molecule: messenger RNA, 3679 nt
Organism: Podarcis raffonei (Aeolian wall lizard)
Lineage: Eukaryota; Metazoa; Chordata; Lepidosauria; Squamata; Lacertidae
Gene: HERC3
Product: HECT and RLD domain containing E3 ubiquitin protein ligase 3
Exons: 25
Coding region: 165-3320 (1051 amino acids)
Biological process (GO): protein ubiquitination; ubiquitin-dependent protein catabolic process
Cellular component (GO): cytosol
Molecular function (GO): ubiquitin protein ligase activity
Source: RefSeq, a predicted model, not a curated record
UCUCUGCUGGAGGAAGGAAGCAAAACUUCGUUGUUAUUGUAGCGCGCAGCAGGAAGCAGAGCGCAGAGGUGCCUCCUCCGUCUCCGCACCUGGGACUCCCGGGGCGCAGCAGCAGCCAAGAGCCGGAAAAAACCAAGAUACAUGACUUGCUAGAAGAAGAGAAGAUGUUAUGUUGGGGAUAUUGGUCUUUGGGACACCCUGGGGAAGGUAACGUGCUGCAAGCGAUAAUCACCGAGCCCCGGAGCAGCGGGUUCAUUCAUGAGAAGAGUGUCAAGGAAGUGGCUUGUGGCGAGAACCAUUCUAUCUUCCUGCUGGAGGAUGGCGAAGUGUAUACAUGUGGCUUGAACAGGAAAGGGCAACUCGGCCACGAGAGGGAAGGAAGCAAGCCAGAGCAAAUUGACGCAUUAGCUGAUCAGCGCAUAGUCCACGUUGCCUGUGGGGAAUCUCACAGCGUGGCCCUCAGUGACCAAGGCCAACUCUUUUCCUGGGGGGCAGGUAGCGAUGGACAGCUAGGCCUCACAACGGCAGAAGACUCGGUGGCUGUACCAAGGUUGAUAAAAAAACUGAACCAAGAGAUGAUACUUCAGGUCUCCUGUGGCAAUUGGCAUUGUCUUGCUCUUGCAGCUGAUGGACAGUUCUUCUCCUGGGGACAGAACAACCACGGGCAACUUGGGCUGGGCAAAGAGUUCCCCUCCCAAACCAGUCCUCAGCGCAUCAGAUCGCUUGAAGGGAUCCCUUUGGCCCAGGUGGAUGCAGGAGGGGCGCAUAGCUUUGCCUUGUCUCUCUCUGGAGCCGUGUUUGGUUGGGGGAAGAACGCCUCAGGACAACUGGGGCUGAGUGACGAGAGAGACCGGGAGUCUCCCUGCCACGUGAAGCUCUUGAGGACUCAAAAGGUUGUCUAUAUCAGCUGUGGGAAUGACCACACAGCAGUCCUGACAAAGAGUGGAGGGGUGUUUACUUUCGGCUCGGGCUCCUGUGGGCAGCUUGGCCACGAUUCCUUGAACGAUGAAGUCAACCCCAGAAGGGUCCUGGAGCUGAUGGGCAGUGAGGUGUCCCAAAUCGCUUGUGGUAGGCAGCACACUCUCGCCUUUGUGCCUUCUUCAGGAAUUAUCUAUGCAUUCGGCUGCGGAACCAGAGGCCAGCUGGGAACUGGGCACACCUGCAGUCUUAAAUGUCCUUCCCCAGUCAAAGGCCCCUGGGCAGCUCACAAUGAACAAAUCUCUGGUAGAUCAGAUGCUUGUAAAUAUUACAUUGUUAAACAUAUCUUCUCUGGAGGAGACCAGACGUUCGUGCUUUGCUCUGAAACAGAGAAUUCUCAGCCAGCGGAUGAUUUCCGGGCCAUAAAUCAAAGCGACUACACCUGUUUGAUUAAUGACGAUACAAUAGACAUGUGGAGACAAAAGCUUUCGGAAAAGAAUAAUCCUAAUUCAGUGAACAGUGAGGUUGUGCAGAUCCUGUCCUCGGCUGCCUGCUGGAAUGGGAGCUUCUUAGAAAAGAAAAUAGAUGAACAUUUUAAAACGAGUCCCAAAAUUCCAGGGGUCGACUUGAAUUCCACCAGACUGAUGUUUGAUAAGCUGAUGACGUCCCAGCAUUCCAUCUUGCUUGACCAGAUCCUGAAGAGCUUCGAAAGCUUUUUGAUUCCAGGGCUGCCCAGUUCCCCACCGGACGUUGAAGCCAUGAGAAUCUACCUGAUUCUCCCAGAGUUCCCGCCGUUUCAAGACUCAAAGUACUAUGUCACCUUAACGCUUCCCUUGGCGAUGGCGAUUCUGCGUCUGGACAGGAACCCCAGUAAAGUCUUAGAUAACUGGUGGUCUCAGGUAUGUCCAGGGUACUUCUUGAGGCUGGUGGAUCUCUAUAAAGGUGCCGUGGUUUACCUCUUGAACGGAAGAAAAACAUUAUUGAUCCCUGUCUUGUAUGGCAGUUACAUCACAGCCGCACUCAAACUUCUGGAGAAACUUCAUAAAGUAAAUCAGAAAGUAAAACACGUAGAAUAUGACAAGUUUUAUAUCCCAGAGAUUUCCAGUCUGGUGGAUAUCCAAGAAGACUACCUGAUGUGGUUUUUGCAUCAAGCUGGAAUGAAAGUCAGACCAUCAAUUAUGCAGGAUGCCGUGACUCUGUGCUCUUACCCUUUCAUCUUCGACGCGCAAGCCAAGACCAAGAUGCUGCAGACGGAUGCUGAGCUGCAGAUGCAGGUGGCCAUCAGUGGGGCGAAUCUGCAGAACGUUUUCAUGCUCCUCACCCUGGAGCCCCUCUUGGCUCGAAGCCCCUUCCUGGUCCUCCAUGUUCGUAGGACCAACUUGGUUGGCGACGCCUUGAGGGAGUUGAGCAUCCAUUCGGAUAUUGACUUGAAAAAGCCUCUGAAGGUGAUCUUUGACGGCGAGGAGGCGGUUGAUGCUGGCGGCGUCACAAAGGAGUUCUUCCUCCUGCUGCUGAAAGAGCUCCUGAAUCCCAUCUAUGGGAUGUUCACCUCCUACCCCGAAUCGAACCUGCUGUGGUUUUCGGAUACCUGUUUUGUAGAGCACAAUUGGUUCCACCUGAUUGGCAUCGUUUGCGGUCUGGCCAUAUACAACUUCACUGUUGUGGAUCUUCACUUUCCAUUGGCUCUCUACAAGAAACUCUUGAAUGUGAAGCCGUGCUUGGAAGACUUGAAGGAGCUUUCGCCCACAGAAGGAAGGAGUCUUCAACAGCUCUUAGAUUACCCUGGGGAUGAUGUUGAAGAGACAUUCUGCCUAUAUUUCACGAUGUGCAGAGAAAGCUAUGGAGUGGCGGAGCAGAAGAACCUCAUCCCUGACGGAGACAAAAUUGCAGUGCAGAAAGAUAACAGGGAGGAAUUCGUCGACGCGUACGUUAAUUAUGUCUUUAACCUUUCGGUAGACGAGUGGUACAUGGCUUUCUCCACGGGCUUCCUGAAGGUGUGUGGGGGUAAAGUUCUAGAAAUGUUCCAGCCCACUGAGCUGAGAGCCAUGAUCGUAGGGAGCAGCAACUACAACUGGAAGGAACUGGAAGAGAGCGCAGUUUACAAAGGGGACUACUCGGCUACCCAUCCAACUGUGCAAAUGUUCUGGGAGAUCUUUCACGAGUUUCCUCUGGAAAAGAAGAAAAAGUUUCUCUUGUUUCUGACCGGCAGCGACCGCAUCCCCAUCUACGGCAUGUCGAGUUUGCGCAUUGUGAUCCAGUCCACCUCCAGCGGGGAGCAGUACUUGCCGGUGGCGCACACCUGCUACAACCUCCUCGACCUCCCCAAGUAUAGCAGCAAAGAAAUCCUGAGCACGAGACUCACUCAAGCCAUCGACCACUACGAGGGCUUCAGCUUGGCCUGAGGGGAAGCCGCCCCCAACACAGACAAUUCUUGUACAGAAAGGAAAUACUGUCUUGUUUUUAUUUUUGUAAGGGAAAUGGGAUAAAGAUACUCCUUGAGAUAGGGAGGGUGGGUGCGGGGAGGAGAGAAGGGAAGAGCAUAGGAUCAAGGACCCCCCCCCCGUGAAGUCUGGUCAACGUUCCUCAGGAUUUUGACUUUACUACUUUUCAAAAACAAAAAUCUGUUGACACGUCGUCUUUCGUUUUACUGGCUGUUAGAUGCCUUUUUCUUCCCUUCCUUGCCCGCCCUCUGUUUAAAAAUACCUUCAAUAUUUUGAGAUGUCUCUUCACAGUUUGGAAAUAUAAAGCUGUGUGAAAGCUU